Molecule: messenger RNA, 2893 nt
Organism: Oldenlandia corymbosa var. corymbosa
Lineage: Eukaryota; Viridiplantae; Streptophyta; Magnoliopsida; Gentianales; Rubiaceae
Source: the annotation of a GenBank genome assembly
AAGAAAUUUGUCGAAAAUGAUUUGAUCUCAAAUGAUUGAUUAAUCUCAUCUCAUCCCUCUCCUUCCCUCACCAAUUAUUGCUUUAACACUGGCAUUUCCAGAAAUUGUUUCUUCUUCCCUUCAUAUCACCAUCACCCUUAGCUGCUGGCGUAAUCAAUGAUUUCAUUUCAUGGAAACUUAUGUUGGCAGCAUAUAUGGUUAUGCAUCAUCCACACUUUACCUUUGGCCUUAUCCAAUUCCCACAGGACAAAAGUUUGGAUUUUGUGAAGAGAUCAAGAAGAAUUAGAAUUUGUCUUUCAACUCCAAAAACUCUGUUAUAUAUCUUGUCAGUGGAGUGAAGAAAUUAAGCUCACUCUGUUUACGGGUUUUCUUCCACUUACAAAUUUCAAACCAUGGAGAAUCUCUACAACUACUGCUUAAUCUUCUUUUGCUGUUUGCUCUUUCUCCUUUACAAACUUUCAAUCUCUAAUAAGAAAUUCAAGAACUUACCACCUAGCCCAAAUGGUCUUCCAAUUAUAGGCCAUCUUCACCUCAUCAAGAAAGAACUCUAUGAAGAUUUAGCUUCAUUAUCGUCUAAAUACGGUCCUGUUUUCUCUCUGAAAUUCGGUUGUCGUUCGUUCGUCGUCGUCUCUUCUCCAUCUGCCAUUGAGGAUUGCUUCGCAAAGAAUGAUAUCAUACUCGCAAACCGUCCUCGAAUCAUGGCUGCUGACAGGUUUUCUUACAACUAUGUAACCAUUGGAGUUGCCCCUUAUGGGCAUCUAUGGCGGGUUCUUCGUCGUUUAGCUGUUGUUGAAUCUCUAUCAAAUCACAGCCUCCAGAAAUCAUCUGCUAUCAGGGAGGAAGAAAUUCAAAUGAUUCUCCGUUCCAUCUUCCGGGUUUCACAGAAUGGAACCCAGAAAGUUGAUUUGAAUUAUUGGAUUUCAGUUUAUACACUGAACAUUGUCACCAGGAUGGCUACUGGUAGAUGCUCAAUUAAAGAGCAGGAUGUUGGGAAUGAAUUGGGAAAGACAAGAAUUGAAGAAUCUAAGAAAAUGUUUGGUUCAGGUAUCACACUGACCAUGUGCGACUUUUUCCCAAUUUUAAGGUGGAUUGGUUUUAAAGGAAUGGAGAAAGGGAUGAUUUCUUUGCACAAGAACAGAGAUGCUUUCUUGCAGAGUUUAGUAGAUGAAGUUCGACAAGAGAAAAAAUCUGGGUUUUCUGGGAUGCACAAGGAGGAGAAGGAAGCGUUGCUUAAAACACUCCUUUCUCACCAGGAAGCAGAGCCUGAUUUCCUCUCAGAUGAUAUAAUCAAGAGUAUAAUUUUGAUAAUGUUUACGGCAGGAAGAGAAACUUCAAUCCUGACAAUCGAAUGGGCUUUGUCACUCUUACUGAGUCAUCCAAAGGAAAUGCAGAAACUCAGGACUGAAAUUGACAACGUUGUAGGACACGAACGAUUCCUAGAAGAAUCAGAUCUUCCAAAGCUUCCAUAUCUCCGUUGUGUAAUCAAUGAGACGAUGAGACUAUAUCCUGCAGCACCCCUGCUGCUUCCUCAUUAUGCAUCUCAAGAUUGUAAAAUUCAGGGAUAUGAUAUUCCAGAAGGCACAAUAGUUUUAGCCAAUGCUUGGGGUGUGCAUAGGGAUCCCAAACUGUGGGAAGAACCCGAAAAGUUUACGCCGGAGAGAUUUGAGGCUAAGAUCUUGGGAGAAAAAGAUGAGAUCAAUUUCAAGUUUCUACCGUUCGGGAUUGGGAGGAGAGCUUGCCCAGGAGCCAACUUGGGGAUCCGGAAUGUUUCUUUGGCAGUGGGUGCAUUGGUUCAGUGUUUUUACUUGGCAAAAGUUGCAGAUGAAGAUGAGGAUAUGGAGGCUAGCUUUAAGAAUCGAAUAACUCUGCUCAAGGCUAAACCCUUGGAAGCAAUGAGUUCUCCACGCCCAGAAUUAAUACAGCUUCUCUCCCAAUCUCGGUGAAAGCAAACCUAAUUGAAUCAAGCACAUCGCAGAGGCUACCACGAAGAAUCUAAUUCGAUCCCUUAACUGAAUCCAAUGAACACGCAGAUAGUGCUUCAUUAAUCAGACAAAUGGAGAACUCUGCCGUAAUGGAAGUCGGAGAUGGUCUAGACAGCUACUUCAGAAACUCUUAAAUGGCAGGUUUUGUCAUUGUUUUUUCUGUCCCUGAAAUCUUCAGCUUUGAUACAGAAAUAAUUUUGAUAUCACUCAAUAAAUUAUAAGAAAUUAAGGUUUUAUUGGGACAUCAUGCUAAUUCAAUAGACCUGGCUGAUUCAUUAGGAAUAAUUGUUGGCCAAAAUAAAGAAAUGUUUUUUGUUUAACUUGACAUAAAGAUACCACUCAAAUUUUUAUUUUAUUUUAUUUUAGUUUUGAAGAAGAUACCUAUUUGAUUAGAGUAAACUACCUAAGUUAAUACAUUUCAUACAAUUAUAGGUUAAAUUAUGUAUUUCUAUUACAUCUAGUCUGGUCACUUUAGUCAAUCUGCAAAAAGCAAAGGAAGAAAUUAAAGUUUGCAAUAGUAAAAGGACUUCUCGCGAUUCCGAUGGCAUCAAAUGAGAUUCAAGAUCACAUAACAGGACCUCACAAUCCGGAAACACCUGGACUCGAGUAAGACCAAGAUUUGCCGCUUCCUGCAAAGCCUGUAGACAUGUUGUGGCUUCUGUUUGUAGUGAUGUAAGAGCGUUGAUGCUCACUGUUUUAACUUGCAUGACCAUCCCAUGGGGAGAUAAAAUUUUCCAAGCUUCAGUAGCUUUCCGUGUUUGAUGGCUAUAAGAACCAUAAAAAAUAACCAAAGCAGGGUUAGCAAGUCUAUGUAUUUUCUCCUGCAUCUGUUGUCUUGUAGAGCUGUGAUGUGGCUGACAUUGGUGGUUGUUUGUGCCGAAAAAAUCACCCUAAACCGUAAGAAAGAAAGG